UAGUAUAAACUUUAACAAUGUUUUGUUUCCUUUUCAGUAAAGAAGAAUGUCCUUGUUUAAAGCUAGAGACUGGUGGUCCACCAUACUUGGAGAAAAGGAAGAAUUUGACCAAGGCUGUCUAUGUGUUGCUGAUGUUGAUAAUAGUGGCAGUGGACAAGAUAAAAUUAUUGUGGGCAGUUACAAGGGAUAUCUUCGAAUCUUUAAUCCACAUCCUGUGAAACCUGGAGAUGAAGUACAACCUGAAGACUUGCUCUUGGAAGUGCAGUUACGAGAACCAAUAUUGCAGGUUGAAGUGGGAAAAUUUGUUUCUGGUACUGAGGGACUUCAUCUGGCUGUGUUGCAUUGCCGAAAACUCUGUGUGUAUGCUGUUUCAGGAACUCAGGGGAAUGUGGAGCAUGGGAACCAGUAUCAGAUUAAACUGAUGUAUGAGCACAAUCUUCAGAGAACUGCUUGUAAUAUGACUUAUGGCCCAUUUGGUGGUGUAAAAGGUCGAGAUUUGAUCUGCAUACAGUCCAUGGAUGGGAUGCUCAUGUUGUUUGAACAAGAAAGUUACGCUUUUGGCCGGUUUUUACCUGGUUUUCUUCUUCCUGGUCCCUUGGCUUAUAGCUCUCGCACAGACUCUUUCAUUACAGUGUCUUCUUGUCAGCAGGUUGAGAGUUACAAAUACCAAGUGAUGGCAUUUGCAACAGAUGCUGAUGAAAGACAAGACACAGAACAGCAGAAACUCAGUUCUGGAAAAAGACUUCUGGUGGAUUGGGUUUUAAACAUCGGAGAGCAAGCACUGGAUAUAUGCGUUGUCUCAUUUAAUCAGGGAGUUUCUUCUGUUUUUGUGCUUGGUGAGAGAAACUUCUUUUGCCAUUGUGCAACCUGGUCUAGUGGAAGGUGUUCCUGCCCAUUGCGAGAAGGAACAAUAAACACUUUAAUUGCAAACCACAGUAAAAUGUUGAAUGUUUAUCAAGAUGUUACAUUGAAAUGGGCCACUCAACUUCCCUGCAUUCCUGUGUCAGUAAAAGUAGCGAAUUUUCAAGACUUGAAGGGUGUUAUAGUCACUCUGAGUGAUGAUGGUCAUCUUCAGUGUUCAUACCUUGGAACUGAUCCUUCACUCUUCCAGGCUCCUAAGGUUGAUUCUAGGGAAAUAAACUAUGAAGAAAUGAAUGCUGAAAUGAAAGAGCUUCAGAAAAUCAUCAGGGAGGCCACAAAAAUGCAAGAUAUUCUGCCUGAAUCUGAAAAACAGAGAGAUGUAACUGUCACAGCAGAAGUUUCACCUGAUUUGGAUGAAGAAUCUCAAGCCAUUGACAGUGAGGUAAAAGCAGGGGCUGUACCAUCAGUCACAGUAAAGAUAACAAUCCAGAGCAGAGUGACUGCGCAGAAGCCAAGCCUGGCUGUGUGUGUGCAAGCUCCGUUAUCAGUGACCUCUGACCAGUUUGUCUUUGAUGAUUUAGAACCAGAUUCAUCUGAAACUGUGGUCCUGUCUGUCUUUUUGAAGGAGAAUUGUUCUCCACCAGAACUAGAAGGAACCUGUAUAGUUUCAUAUAUUAUACCAACAGAGCUCAAUCCUGAAGGAAUACCAAGAGUUUCACAGUGUAACUUCAGUCUGCCUUUGAAGUUAGUUUGCUUUCCAGCUCAGCCUUCAAAAGCAGCACACCACAAGCUAACUAUUGAUACCAACAAACCUCCCAUCAGUUUUGUCACCAUUUUUCCAGAUUUUGUUGAUCUGUCUGAGGGUGACCAUGCAAAUGCUCUGGGAUUUCAGUUUCUUACAGGUUCAAAAACCACUCUUCUUGCUUCAAAAACAUCACGUAAGUUCUAUCAUAUUUCUUUAACACGUUAAAUGUACAUGGAAGACCUUUGGCUGGUAACAAAAGAGCUCAUACACCGACUAGAAGAGCAUUUCAAGAAGCAAAACUGCAAGGACUUUGCAUGUACCUUUUCUGGUUCCAUUCCCCUGCAAGAAUAUUUUGAACUAAUUGAUCGACAUUUUGAGCUACGUUUGAAUGCUGAGAAAUAUCAGGAGCUGUUAUCUGAAAGGGCUGUACAGUUUCGAGCUAUUGAGCGGCGACUGCUGACACGAUUCAAAGACAAAACUCCAGCUCCUCUUCAACAUCUGGACACCUUGCUAGAAGGAACAUUCAGAGAGGUAAUAGCUCUAGCAGAUGCAGCAGAAGAAAAUCAAGCCAACAUGUUCCAAGCAUUUGCAAAGUUGAAAAGUGCCACCCAUCUGGUGAUUAUGCUGAUUAGUUUGUGGCAGAAGCUCAGCACUGAUCAAGUUGCUAUUUUGGAAGCUACGUUUUUGCCAUUAGCAGAAGAUACACAAGAGCUGGGUUGGGAAGAAACUGUGGAUGCUGCAGUCUCUUACUUGUUAAGAACUUGUUUGUCAAAGAGCUCCAAGGAGCAGGCCCUGACUCUCAGCAGCCAGUUGUCCAUGCCCAAAGAUACCAGCAAACUGAAGAAGAACAUCACCCUCUUCUGUGAUAGAUUGGCCAAAGGUGGUCGCCUUUCAUUAAGUACAGACUCGGCCACUCAGCAAGCACCUGUCAUGCCAGGUGGCUGCACUACAAUCCCAGAGUCUGAUUUAGAGGAAAGGACCAUUAUACCAGGCUCCACAGCAAUGAUUGCCAGUCACGGGCAGACCACAAAGCAGAAAUCCAAGCCUGGUCUGUCUGAGGAUGCAGCAGAGGAAACAAAAAGCCACGAACUCUGACGACAACUCUCAGGAGAAAUUUCUUUCUGAUGCCAGAUGCAUUUAUAACGCAGCAGUACCAAUCCAUUUCACUCUGUAGUGAUUGCAGCUUCCAGAAGGAGAGGACUGUGCUAAUUUAUAUUAAAACAAAAUCAGUUCCACUCUAAUAAUUUGCUUGGUUCUCCUUGCCAACUGCUAUCAUCCCUCCUGUGAGCGAAGUUUAAGCACUUACCCAA
This is a messenger RNA of Cyanistes caeruleus (blue tit), 2916 nucleotides long. The record is from RefSeq and is a predicted model, not a curated record. Lineage: Eukaryota; Metazoa; Chordata; Aves; Passeriformes; Paridae.